GCAGGCUGCAGCUCUCUGGCGACUAUUCUCUUUUUAUUCAUCUUUCAGGCGGCUCUUCUACAAGGUAAGCACUUUUCCUUCCUCUGUGUUGGUAGCGGUGAUGGAGGAGGAUUGGCCGAGCGUGCAUCCUGUUGCUGUCAGCCCUGGCGAAGGUUUCAUGCGGCUAAAAUGCGAGGCGAGCGUGAUUAAGGAGCUGCACAGAUCCCAGUGGUGAGUCAGAACCUGGUGACGGACAACGUGUCAGUGGUGGAGGGCGAGAUGGCCAUCAUCAGUUGUCGGGUGAAGAACAACGACGACUCGGUCAUCCAGCUGCUCAACCCCAACCGACAGACCAUCUACUUCAGGGACAUGCGGCCAUUGAAAGACGCCCGCUUCCAGCUGGUCAACUUCUCCGACAAUGAACUGCGCGUGUCGCUGUCCAACGUGUCGCUGUCGGACGAGGGGCGGUACGUGUGUCAGCUCUACACCGACCCGCCGCAGGAGGCCUACGCCGAUAUCACCGUGCUGGUUCCUCCCGGUAACCCCAUCAUUGAUGCCCGCGAUGAGGUUCUGAGUGAGGGCAACGAGACGGAGAUGACCUGCACCGCCAUGAGCAGUAAGCCUGCCGCAAGCAUCAGAUGGAUGAAGGGCGAUAAGGAGCUGCCGGGAAAGCCCAAAGUGGAGCUGACGUACGACAGAAUGUACACGGUGACGAGCCGGCUCACGUUCACCGUCAACAAGGAGGAUGACGGCGUGCCAGUGGUUUGCAUCGUGGACCACCCUGCAGUCAAGGACUUCCAAGCACAGAAAUACCUGGAAGUGCAGUACAAACCCGAGGUCAAGAUCAUGGUGGAGUUUCCUCAGGGUUUGACGAGGGAAGGAGAGAACCUGGAACUGACGUGUCAAGCCAAAGGCAAACCUCAGCCACAGCGAGUCAACUGGGUGAAAGUGGACGAUGACGUGCCGUCCCAUGCCGUCAUCACUGGCGCUGAUCUUUACAUCGAAAACCUCAACAAGUCCUACAACGGAACCUACCGCUGUGUGGCGGCCAACUCACUGGGGGAGUCUUUCGACGAGUACAUCCUCUACGUCUAUGAUGCUCCCACCACUACCCCUCCACCCACCACAGCCACCACCACCACCUCCAUCACCUCCUCCUCCUCCCACCACCCUGCAGCCAGUCAAGACACUACGCCCAGCACUGAACCUGCAGCUCAUGAUUCUCGAGCCGGGGAAGGAGUCCCCAGGACAGUGGACCAUGCAGUGAUCGGGGGAGUCGUAGCCGUGGUGGUCUUCGCCAUGCUCUGUCUACUCAUUGUUUUGGGACGCUACUUUGCAAGGCACAAAGGUACCUACUUCACGCACGAAGCCAAAGGGGCGGACGACGCCGCCGACGCCGACACAGCCAUCAUCAAUGCUGAGGGGGGCCACACCAACUCUGAUGAAAAGAAGGAGUACUACAUCUAAUCAAAGCAGGACCCCGCAUCUUUUAGUGUCCUAUUUAUGGGACACUGUUGUUUCCGGGGGGGUGGGGGGGUGGGGGUAAGGUUUUGAGAGGCGAUCCAAGAUGGGAAGAAAGACACGCUUCUUUUGUCUAGUCUAGUCCGCAGAUGUAGGUGGAAUGUUUUUGUGUGUUUCAAACAAAAAAAUAAUCAAAAAGGAAGAGUUUUUAGGAAGCAGGCCGAAGGGGGGGUCAGGUGCCAGAAAUCACUGUAGAGAUCUUCUUCACCAUCCUCCCUCUUAACCACACUUUUUCACCCCCGUUGUUGUCGAGUCCAACCAUUUUUGCAGAAAAUUCUGUGCCUUGUUCGGGUUUUUUGUUGUUGUCGUGUGUGAGACGCUCAUUUGCAUCACCCCGCCCCCUCCCGUUGUCGUGUUUCUAUCACAGCGUGUCCGCUUUUGGCACGAGGGGUUUGAAGCGACACAAUGACAAAGCCACCUCAUUGGAUUCCUCCCUAAAUGUGUCGCCUGCAUAACAAGACUCCAGUAUACUGUGAUGACAAAUGCAUGGAAUGCUUUACCGUUAGUGUACAUAACAAUGAAGAAGUGACGGACUUGUAGAUGCCCCGCCCCCUUUCUCCCCUCCCCCGACCCCCGACCAGCACCACCCUUUUUAGAGUGAACUCAAAAAACGGCGGUGAGUUAUCUUUCUAUCGGUUUGAAAAGAAAUCAUCCUAUCCUUAAACGACCACCACCACGAUCAAUUUAUACUCCGCAGAGUCGAGGGCCGUCAUUCUGGGGGGGUUUUAACGUUAAUCGCCGCUCUAUUGUCAUCUCACAAGUCAUACAAAAGUAAAUAGCAAAACACUGUAUUAUACACAAAUCCUUACUACAAACUAUUUUUUACAGACGACUAGAAAUACAAUGACUGUGGUUAGUAUAAUUAUUAUUAUUGUCGAUUUUUGCUCCCAUCCGUUCAAAGAAAAACAACACUUUUUGGGGGGACUUUGCCCAUCAUCCACAUCAAUGUGAGACAAGAACACACACGUCUUUCCCUUGUCUUUGUGUUCUAGAUAGCCGCCUCAUGCUGGCAUGGGAAUUCACCUAUUUUGCCCAUAAAGCCCUCUAAAAAAAACAUCCAAAAAACGCCAACAACGCUCCUUUUACAUGCCCCUGACCAGCAUAUUGACCAAGCUGUAGCGACUUUGUUAUUUUAGGACACGGGCAUCCAAAGUCUUGGACACCCCUGCCUUAGAGAUUAGCAUUGUGCAGGGGUGUCCAAACGGUUUUCCAGCAAGGGCAACAUAGUGAAAAAUGAAAGGAUGCAACUUUGCCACUUUGAUAUUUCAUAAAGCAACACAUGUACAGUAGAUAUGCUAAGAAGUCAUAUAUACUGUACAGUCAUGGAAACAAAUAUUAGACCACCCUUGUUUCUUCACUUUAGGACUUUUAAAAAAUAACAUAUUUUUUCUUUAAUAUUUCUACUCUAUGCUAUCAAAAUGACAGAAUGAAUUAUUUUCCCUCAUAAUAUUAUGAGUUUAUUCUUGUAAAACUGCGACUGUUUUCUCCAUUUCUGCUGUUGGUUUUGUUUUAUAUUUCAACUUUCAUCUUAAAUAAUCUUUGUACGUUUUCUUUUCCGAGUAUUAUGAGUUUAUUCCAAUUCUAUCAUAACUUUUACCCACCCCUAAUUUUCCAAAAAUUAUUAAAAAAAAUGUUUUGCUUGUUUGUCAUAAUAUUAUGACUUUUUAAAAAAAAAAUGACUUUUUCCUCUAAUAUUUCAACUCAAUGCUGCUAAGCUGACAUUAUAAGUUUAUUGUUGUAAAAUUGCGACUUCUUGCGAUUGGCUGGCGACCAGUCCAGGGCGUACCCCGCCUCUUGCCCGAAGUCCCCUGGGAUAGGCUCCAGCAUGCCCCCGCGACCCUAAUGAGGAGAUGGAUGGAUUGCGACUUCUUUUCUCAUUAAAAUACAACUUUUUCCUCUUCAUAUUUUGACUUUAUUCUCAUAAAAUUACAGCCGUUUUUUCAUUUCUGUUGUUUUUUUUUUAUUUUUCUUUCUUCUUAUCAUUUUUUCUGCAACCAAAUUUUCCAAAAAUUACUACAUAAUUUGUUGUUUUCUUUGUUUUUCCAUAAUAUUGCAACCUUACAAAAAUAGCGUCUUUUUCUUUUAAUAUUUUAACUUUAUGCCACUAAAAUGAUGUUAUUUUUCCCCAUAUAUAAAACAUUAUUAUUGUUUGAUUACAGCUUUUUUCUCUUAAUACUUUUACUUUAUUCUUGUAAAACUACUGCUUAUUUUUUUUUUUUUUUCUUGUUUAAUUAUAUUUUUUGAAUGCGCCGCGAGCCAAUAAAAAAAGUAGCUGCAGACCGCAAACGGGCACACUUUGGACGCCCCCUGGCUUAAAAUGACCAAAACACUGUAAGUAUUUCAUGUUAUCAUGAAUGUGUCUGCCAGUACACGGGCACAGCAUGGACGUAAAACCUUGUUGGCAUUUUUUGGACGUUUUUUGAGAGAGCUUUAUAGGCGGAAUAGGUGAAUUCUAGAAUAGGUGAAUUCUAGAACACAAAAAAGAGGGAAAGACGUGCCUGUUCUUGUAUCACAAAGUAAUCAUGGAUGAUUGGGAAACUUUUGUUUUUCCCUUAACGGUUAUAAUUUUUGCUUGCAUGAAUGUGAGUGCUCCAUGUCUUGCUUUACGUAUACCUGCCAAAGCAAAAUUGCGCUGUUGUUUUUUUUCUGCAGAACGCCAAAAGUAAUGAACUGUUUAUUAACCGAACUUUAGUACGCAUGAAGGCGCUCGCUUCUUAAGGUUUUGUCAAAUGUGUUCACACGGAAAGCAGCAUCCCUAACGAGUCGUUCCGAUCAAAAUGGAUCUCAAUGCUUGUUGUUGUUUUGGACCCUAAUUUCCAAUCUGAGAAGAAAUGCUGAGAAGAAAACGUUUUGGCAGUAAUUUAAUGAAUGUUCUACAAUAUCUUUGUACAUAUUAUAUACACUGUGCAUAUAUUUAUUUUGUUGGUUAAAAUGACAAAAAUACUACCAAAUUUUGGAGAUACAUGUUUUCAUAUUUCAGAUAAAAAAAGUACGAAACCCUCCCAAAUCUGUGGAGGAAACACAAUAAUUGGGAAAAAGUCCCAACAUUUGCAGAAAGAAAGAAGAAAGAACAUUUUUUUCCGAUUAAAAACAAUGAAAAUUGUGGCAAACUAGAAAGAUGCUCAAAAUUUUCAGAUAUUUUUUAGGUAAAAAGACCAAAAAUUGUGGCAGCGACACAACAUUUUGAAUAAUUUCAAAAUGGCAUCAAAAUAUACUCAAAAAGUUUUGGAUUUUUUUUCGAAUUAAAAAAAAAAAGAAAGAAAAUUGUGGCGGUAACACAAAAUUUGGAAAAAAAAAAAUUCAACAUUUGCAGUUACAUAUUUACAUAUAUACAUUUGUCGGACCAAAAAUAAAAAAAAUCACGAAUUUAAAAAAUAUUUAAAAAAAUUUUAUUUGCAUAAAAAGGUACUCAAAAUUUUUAGAUUUUUUUCCCAAUAAAAAGAAUGAAAAUUUUGCGGGUACACAAAAUUUGGAAAAAAAAUUAAUCAUUUGCAGAUACAUAUUUACAUGUAUGCAUUUGUUGGACCCAAAAUAAAAAAUCACAAAUUUCAAAAAUAUUUGCUUUUGAUUUUUUUUUUCCCAAAAUAAGAAGAAGAACAAGGUGCAUAUUGGAAAAUAAAUCAAAUCUGUACACGAAGUCAACAAUAUCGACAAAAUGUGCAUUGUAAACGUGAAAACUGAAGCGGCAAAGUUAGCGAAAGAUGAAAUUUGAUUCAAAACUUUUGACCACUCCUGCACUUUUUCGGCACGUCUUGCGAAAACAAUCGUACGAUUAAAAAAAAAACAAAAAAACCUCACAAUACAAAAUAAUGGCUGAUAUUUGCAUUAUUGUUGACGUAGCGUUGGGAAAUGAAACGACGACUUCUUGCUGCCUGUGUGGACACAUUCGCCGCUGAGCACUUCACUGGCGUGUUCGGCAACUCUAGGGAAAUUCGGGAACAGCGCAGCCAUGCUUGCAAGCCAUCCUCAGUGCGUAUGAUAGCUUUAAUAUCAUCGUCACACCGUCACGACACCCUCAAGUUUCACGUUCUAGUUUGUUGCGUCUCGCACUUUUAACACUGUACCCUGACGACGACACUGUUGUUGUGUUUGUUCCGUGGUUGGUAGGCUUGGUAAAGGGUACCGAUUUGAUGUGGAUUCUUUGGUUUUGGUCUGAUCCAACAACGAAUAUUAUUAGCCGAGUUUUUAAUGUUGCUUUCUACGAAUCACAAUGCACGAUUUGUCUUUGAGCGUGAGCACACAUGACAGCUUCCAUUAGAACCCCGACGUCUUGACAAUGAAAUAAGAACUCGAUCAAUCAAAAGCAUCUAUUCCCCCAAUGCUGAUGAAUUAUUAUAUUUGCGUGCAUUCGUAUGUUUUUCCCCCCCAAGAAAUGUACUACAAAUCUCCACUACUUACUACAAUGCUCACGAAAAGUCAUUUACGAUCAGUUGUGAAAGCAAAGCAGAACAUUUAGAGACAGUAACGAUUAUUAUUCAAAUUAUUAAAUGACAAAAUGAGUCAUUCGGUGUAUCUCUGUGAGAAUUAUUUGCUAUUAAAUCAUGAAAAAUGGCGAAAAUUCCAUAAACAUGGCAACUGUAAGUGAAAGUAAAAAAUUGCAUUGGUCUGACUGACUUUCCUUUUUUCUAUAACGCCCUUAGGUUGAUGUGUGAGGUUCAGCCCCUCUCCUCUCGAUGACGUAAAAGCAAUUCAGUUGCCGAGUAUAGUAAUUUUACACCCAAACAGCAAAACAUCAAGCAUCUACUGUAUGUUGUACAUGCUUUUCUGUAUUUUCUGAACUAAUCUUUGGUGCACUGUAAUACGAUGUACAAGUACUGCUUUGUGUUGACAUCAAUUGUACAAGGAUCUGAAAAGUUGUCGUGCUACUACUACUGCUACUACUACUACUACUACUACUACUGUCACGCACCGCCGCCUUUGGAAGCUCCCAAAAAGUUUGAAUUGUGUCACCCCAGUCAUUCAUUUUUAUUUAAAAAAACAUAUUUUUUUUUUUAGAAUUGUUAUUUUGUCUCUUUGCUGUUCCUGGGAAAUGUCAUGUGUAUUAAAGGAGGAGAGGAGAGCCACAUUCCCAUACACAUUUUGUAUUGGUUCAUAAAUAGACAUUUUUACAAAAAACAAUAAAGAGUUCUUGUCUUAAUAAAAAAGAAAUGAUAUCAAUGUCCAAAAUAACAGGUGUUGUUAUUGCUGAUUUGCAGUCAUAUGCCUGCCUUGGCAACCAUUUCGCCUUGGUUUAUAAUCCCCAAAAUGUCAUUCAGUAGCCAAUCAUAUACGCUUGUUGUCUCCAUCCAAUGACAAGCUUGUAUCUCCAAAUUGGAGGAGUGUUUUUUCAUACAAAAAGCAUGUAUCGCCAAUUUAUUUAUUUAUAUAUAUAUAUAUAUUUUUUGCUUUUCUUCUUAUAUAUCUGUUUUUUGGAGAUACACAUUUUUGGAUGAAAAGAAGAAAAAGCCAAAUUUGGAGAUAUGUGUUUUUUCUCUUGUUCAGAUCAAGAAAAUAAAAGAGACGCAUGUUGUUUUAGCUUAACUGAAAAAAAUAUUGAAUUAUUCAUUUUAAUUUAAUAGUAAUUAUUUAUGAAAUAGAUAUGGGAUACAUGAAAUGAUGACAUGUGGAGUUACAUGUGUUUCAUUUUUCAGAGACAAAGAAAAAGAAAAAUCGACGACAUUCGAACUUACAGGAUUUCUUUGGUUGUUUUUUGUUAUUUACGCAUUUGAAAGAAGAACACCAAUUUGGGAGAUACAUGCGUUUAAUAGUUUGAAUUUAAGAAACAAAUCAUUCUUUUUUUUUUUUUUUUCCACAUUUUUAGAG
Molecule: messenger RNA, 7302 nt
Organism: Dunckerocampus dactyliophorus (ringed pipefish)
Lineage: Eukaryota; Metazoa; Chordata; Actinopteri; Syngnathiformes; Syngnathidae
Product: cell adhesion molecule 1-like
Exons: 13
Coding region: 259-1446 (395 amino acids)
Biological process (GO): susceptibility to natural killer cell mediated cytotoxicity; cell recognition; detection of stimulus
Cellular component (GO): plasma membrane; neuron projection; synapse
Molecular function (GO): signaling receptor binding
Source: RefSeq, a predicted model, not a curated record